Molecule: messenger RNA, 3143 nt
Organism: Fusarium vanettenii 77-13-4
Lineage: Eukaryota; Fungi; Ascomycota; Sordariomycetes; Hypocreales; Nectriaceae
Product: carbohydrate-binding module family 21
Exons: 2
Coding region: 37-2307 (756 amino acids)
Biological process (GO): regulation of glycogen biosynthetic process
Cellular component (GO): protein phosphatase type 1 complex
Molecular function (GO): protein phosphatase 1 binding; glycogen binding
Source: RefSeq, a predicted model, not a curated record
UUUCUCUCCUCCCUAACUCACAUACCCACAUUGGGAAUGCCUUACACGCCGCCCUCAAAUCGAUCUCCCGCCUCGUCAGCCUCCUCGUCGCCCGUUGCGAGCCGGCGUUCCUCACUACAGACAGGGACCCGACCAAACCUCCCUAGAUCCGCCUCGUACCUCCACAAGCACCGACGAACACCCUCAGCUUCUGCAGUCAGCGAUGGAUCAACGGGCACGCUGACACCCCAGGGCACAUCGGAGGAUCUCAAGAGCAUGGGCUCGGCCGUACCAUCCAACGUCCGCCAGUCUCCUCCCCCUCUGACAGACGACCGAGCCAUGCCAAUGGGUGCCAUUAUCUCGCCGCCCGACUCUGCUUCCUCCGGUAGCGAUGACGAGGAGCAGGAGCCCCAGAUCCGCGGCCGAAAGCUCGACAAGGCGCUUCGAGAUGCCGUUAGCCAGAUCCCCAUGCCACGAUCGGCAUCCCCCGAGCGAUCGCACCCCACACAAGAAAACGGCGAUAGCCAGCCUCGUCGGAAAGAGAGUGUUCACCUGAGCUUCAGCACAAGCGCCCUGGGUGACCUCGCCAAGGCGGGACGCAAGAAGGGACAUGUUCGCUCCGUCACUGAGCCUCACAUUUCUCUGACCAAGUCUGCCGAUAACUCAUUGUCAGUAUCGGAGGAAGAGACCGAUGAGGAUUUGCAAAAGAAGCCUCAGAUGGUGCGAAAGAAGUCGGGCGAACUUGUUCGACCUGCACUUCGCCCCCCCUCCCGACGACGCCCCUCCAGCAUGCCUGGUACCCCUGUCUUCUCCAAGGCUGUUCACUUUGACUCACACCUCGAGCAUGUACGCCACUUUCUGCAGGUGGACCGCCCUCUUGCUGUGAGUGCUGGCUCUUCACCCAUCGACAGCUACGAGAGCGAUACCGAGUAUCCCUUCCCUGGCAAUGGUCAGCAAAAAGUGCGGUCGCCCCCCUACGAGUGGGAGAUUCUCACCUCCAACUUUCCCCACGACAACGCCACUCGCAGGGCGUUGCCCGUGCGGCUCGAAAAGGUGUGGCUGUCCAACGACCAAAAGACGCUGCUAGGCUCAGUGGCUGUCGCCAACAUCGCGUUCCAGAAGUCGGUUACCUGCCGUUUCACUCUGGACUACUGGAAGACCACCUCGGAGGUUGCCGCUGACUACAGCCACGAGAUCCGCCCUCGGGAAACCCCGUUGGGCCACGACCGGUUUACCUUUUCUAUCAAGCUGGCUGACACGGCUAACCUCGAGUCCAAGACUCUGUUCCUCUGCGUCCGCUAUGCCGUCAAUGGACUCGACUACUGGGACAACAACGACUCGAGCAACUUCCAGAUUGACUUCCGCAAGAAGCAUCUUCCCCAGAACGGGAAGAACAACUUCCAGGGCGCAUCUUCCCGCCCGGCUAAUGGCCUUCCCCGGAGUAACCGACGCAACGGAGCCUCGACGGUGCCUCGCCCCAAGUCGAUGCCUGCUGGCUUCGGCGAGUUUGGCGAGGAUGCUAAGCUCAGCUUUGACCAGCCCAUCCACGAGUAUCUCGGUGAGUCGGGCAACGGUACGUCGGGCCUCCGCCUCAAGUCCAAGUCGGCGGGCAACCUCGCCAGCGAUAACAUGGCCAAGGGCUUUGGCUCGCCCAGCGGCCUUGCCUUUUCUAACCGUUACGACUUUGGGGCUUCUCUCAGCGCUGCCGUCCAGGCGGCCAAGGAUUCUGGCUCCAAGGAGAAGGACGGGCUUUACAUGAAGGCCAACGUCCGGAGUGCUAAGCCCACCCUCCCAGUAUCGACAACUCAGCCCUCAACACAGGUUCAGAGCCAGACGGCCCACGGGGCGACCUCGCCCAACUCAACCUUGUCCAGCUCCUCGUACGAAGAGCUGGUCAACAAGUACUGCUUUUUUGGAUCAAAGCAGUCGAGCCCUAACAUGAGGGACGGUACGCUCAGCGGUGCUCGCUUUGAUGGUUCUUCUGGAGGUGCUGCUGCUGCCCCUGCUCCUCACCGGAGCAACGUCACAGCUCUUGGAAGUCCCAUCGGCAGCAUCCAUCACGCCGGCCCCGCCGUUCAUCAUAGUCUUCCGCUGGGACAUGGUGUCUACCACCCUUCUUCGGCCCCGUCGACACCCAAAGAUGCCUUUCAGGCAAGCGCCGGUUCACCGACACCGAGGACAUCCGCCUCGGCAAGGUCCGCCUCACCUGCCUUUAUGACAUUUGACGGUACGCCGUCGGCCGAUAUUUCAUAUCAUGUCCAGCAACAGAUGAUGGAUCGGUUCCCCUGGACGGGUGACUCUCACGCUGCCACAGCAAUCCGAGGAUAGUAUCGCGAUGCCGAUUGUGAAUCGAGCUUCAUCCUCUGAGACGAGUCAACCUGCAACACUUACUACCAAGAGCAGCUCCAAGACUGUAGUGCUAUCUUGGUAUUUCUAUCAAUGACUGUGGACCACUUCUUCAACAUGGCCACAUCUAUCAAUCCUCCCUCCUGUCUGUUUGAUUCGAGACAGCACACUACACACACGAUGUGGCUAGCCUCGGAAGGGUUACUGGAGUAUGUUUUUACGGCUUACGGCCAGCAAUGUUUGGCGUUUACGGUUUCGGACUUGUCAGCGAGCAAGCAAGCAGCCUGGCAUGGCGUGCCGGGCAUCCGCAUUUGGAGUUUUGGGAGCUGUUUGGGUUUGCUAUCGAAUGCGCGUUGUUGCCUUUUCCUUAUCGCCUCUGAUUUACUCUCGUUGUUUUUUUAAUCCUGGAACUUUCUGGUCAUGUUGGUUGGCCCUCGAUCUGGUUGGCUGCUCUGCUCACCGUUGAACGGUCAGAGACAUUCAUACUUUAAUGUGGUUUUGAGGGAGCAGCAAACGGAAGGGUCACUGCAAUGGAACACGUCAAGGAAGAGGCUUAUACGGAGUCGGGCGAUGCAAUGCCUUGCCUGCUUAACCCGCGUCAAGAUGAGAUGUCUCCUGGAGCGUUGGCUUGACUGCGAAGACUGUACACGGCGCAGGGAAAGGAAGGAUACGGGAAGGGAAGGGAAGGGAAGGGAAACGGGACAAAAGUUUGCUUCCCUUGAGGAACGCAAGGGAUUUUGGGGAGUAGGCCAGACGGAUUGAUAUACACUAUACAAGAAUGCGAUGCAUGCAAAGCUAAGAGACUAUUUUGCACCUCA